Messenger RNA from Cryptotermes secundus, 1247 nucleotides. RefSeq names its product E3 ubiquitin-protein ligase sina. The coding region runs from base 406 to 1206 and encodes 266 amino acids. Gene Ontology annotation, biological process: proteasome-mediated ubiquitin-dependent protein catabolic process; multicellular organism development. Gene Ontology annotation, cellular component: cytoplasm. The transcript has 3 exons. The record is from RefSeq and is a predicted model, not a curated record. NCBI's taxonomy places the organism in Eukaryota, Metazoa, Arthropoda, Insecta, Blattodea, Kalotermitidae. Gene Ontology annotation, molecular function: ubiquitin protein ligase activity; zinc ion binding; ubiquitin conjugating enzyme binding.
UGAGUUGGCAGGCAGCCGCUCGGAAGCAGUGCGCUCCUCUGUGUCACGGUUUGUACUCUUGGCUAAAUAUUAUUACGGUGCUCAAAUCAAGGAGGAUGUGUUGGGCAGGGCAUGUAGUAGGUAUGGGAAAAGUUGACAAAUGCAUCUAAAAAUGUAUUCGAAAAAUUCGAAGAUAAGAAACCACUAGAGAGUUCUAGACGCAGAUGGAAAUGUGAAUACUGCAGUGUAUCUUAGAUAAACAAGGUGCUGACUGGGUUCAUGUCGCUCAGGAUAGGCUACUGCGCAGUUGCAUGGCCCACGUGACACUGAGUGCGCGACAGACAGCUUAUCGCGCGAUAACGAGCGCGCAGGUGCCGUCGGACCGAGGCUGGAGCCGUAACCACAGCGAGCAUCCACAAGCCAAGAAUGAGUCACGCGGGGUCCAAGCCGGCGGGCCGCCAGAGCGUGUUCCAGACGCUCACGUGUCCGCUGUGCCGUGAGUACAUGUGUCCGCCCAUCACGCUCUGCCAGGCCGGACACAACAUCUGCUCGCGCUGCCGGUCCGGCACCGAGAAGUGCCCGAGCUGCGAGCGGCCGCUGCUGGACACACGCAACGUGGCGCUGGAAACCAUUGCGCGCAACCUGGUCUACCCGUGCCGCUUCAGCCCUGCAGGGUGCCGCGGGAAGUUCCGCAUGGACGACGUCGGCAAGCACCACGCGCAGUGUCCUCAUCGCUCGUACGACUGCCCUCUGCGGGAGCUGGAGGGCUGCAAGUGGACUGGCAGGUUUGGCGAGAUCCGGGAACACGUCGAGACGCGCCACAGCACGGCCGUCAUGGCGGCGUCGCAAGAACAGGAGGCCACGUGGGAGCUCUCCAAUCCUGAAUGCUUCCACAACUCACACCACGUGCUGUUCGCGUGUGCUGAGGUGUUCGUGCUGUACAAGAGGUUCGACAUCUCCCACCGCAAGCUCUGUCUGUCUGUGCACCGCUGCGGGGAGUCCCCGGGCCCCUUCCGCUACUCCCUGCGGCUCGACAAGAACGGCGGCAGGCAGAGCGUCGUGCUCAGCGACGCAGCGCACGGACAGGCAGAGAACGUGGAGCAGGUGUUCCUGUCGGGGGAGUGCAUCAAAGUGGACUUCGACAUGCUGAUGGCCUUCGUCAAGGGGACUCGCCUCUUGCGUAUCAUGGCGACGAGCGAGUGUGCCAGUUGCGGCCACAACGUGUAACAUUUAUACUGAGUUCAGUAGCGACAAAUAUACAAUGCGUA